GAUUAUUCCGACUGAAUGACUGACGGACGAACGACCGAGCCACCGAAGAAGGCUCCCCCAAAAAGCUCAGAGGGUUGACGCAGUACACAUUCUAGAGCAUAAUUUAGUUAGCAUACAACUGUCGAUGCAAUGAAUUUUUGCUUCAAUUCGGUUCCCGAUUGCAACGAAAUUUGCCUCAAAAUAUUAUACAGACGAAGAUAUCGAGACCCUGAGCCUGAGGGACUGUAGACUGUAGAGUGUGGAGGAUUCGGUGAGCUUCGGAGUGUCCUGGUCGUCGCGCGUGGUUGACCGCGUCAAUCGAUUGGCUGUCCCUUAUGGCCUCCCCGAAAAUAUCAAGAGACUCAAUGGAGCUCAGAAGAGUGCGAACCGUUUGUAUGGGAUGAGCGAAAAAAAAAAAUGAAUGAAACACCGCAAACAAAGAGGUCUAGAGCAUGACGGUUAUAUCGCCUAGUAGUGGGAAAAGUUUUCCUCAUAGUAUAUACAGGGGUUAGAAGUUGGGUCAAAACAUUGUCUGGAAACGUCUACAAGUGGAGAGCGUCGGGAGGCUUGUGGUGUGACAGAGUGUGACUCACGUACCAAACAGAGAAUAUAUUUAAAGUAGUGUGACAAAAAGUUACAGGGACGGUGCGUUAUGUUUUGAGCCAAUUACAUCGUCAAGAUUGAUUCGGGUCUGCACCACAUGCUUGGCAAUCCAGUUUCCCUUAGGAAAACGGCUUUUAACCGGAGAAAGUACCAACAGCAGUUGGAGCAGCAGCAGCAGAAUAAACUGUGAUAGCGUCGGGGCACUACUAGUGUAGUAACAGAAACAACGAGACUAACGACCUACUGCUGCAUUUAAACAGUAGCGCUCCUUUAAACGAAACCCAGUGUGUAACGACAGACCACAUGUGCGUGUUUGUACGGAAAAGGACCAUCAGUGGAGAGUGUGAGUGAAUUCCCGAUCAGAAUCAUGUAUCAAGAUUAUAACACGAUUGCGAUUUAAAAUAACAGCAACUGAUACAAUGUUGUUAUUAUUUGACAUAGUUUUUCGCUAACAUAUUUUGCAAUAAUUUUGGCAUUUUCGAACAUCCUUGGAAUACAUUAAGCGGUAUGAAUAAAAUGCAUUCGAGAUUUUGACGGGAUUUUUGCCAUUUGUUGUGAGUCUUCGCAAUUUCGAUGGCGAUCUUGUUAUUCUCGUUAUUCGUAUAUUUUUUACUACCUCAAGGGGUCUUCAAGGUUUCGUUGGGAAUCUUUGGAAUAUCCGAGAGAAUAUGUAUAGUUUCAGUUGGAAUCCUGGGGAUUCACACAAACUCAAGGUCCCCAUUGUAGUAUCAGAAUAUUCAUAUAAAUUUAGGAAAUACAAGAAAUAUAUCUGUAUCUUAAAAAUAUUUCUGAUUUCUUAAAGAUUCCAAUUGGAACCUUCAGGAUUUAUACAAGAAUUCUAAGGAAUCGUUCCAAAAUCCAACUAUAAUUAAACACAUAUUUUUGAAUUCACCUCGAACUCCAUAUCUAUCAUAGGAAAUCAACAUGCUGUUAUCAAAUUCAGUAGGAAUCUUGGAAAUUUCUUCCUUAAUUUUCUGUAAUAAUUUUGUGAUAAUAUUUUUACUAUUAAUAAUAUAUAUUUAGAACAACUGGUGAUAUAAAAAAACAUCACUGAAACGCAUUCUGUUAUAAUCUUGAUUCCUCCGACUGGUCGGGAACGUAUACGAGUCCAGUGUAUGUAGGUUGUGUUUAUCAUACAGAAACCAUCCCCAAGGCUAACGAAAGGGGCCGAGGAAUGUUGUGCAUUGUCGUCAGUCGGUAAGGAAAAGCUAAUUGCUGUUUCCCCAUCAAGGAUUCUACCCCCCAUAUAGUAGUAUCCAUAGUGCGGUACGGUGACAGCGUUUUGAAGGAAAUCGAUUGUUUUCCUGGUUCAUUAUGCUGAUUGUCUGACAAGAUUGAUCAGAGGAGAAAGAUACGAAUCAUAUUGUGGCGGUUGGCAAAUAGCACGCCAGAGGUGUUCAUACGCAGUUGGGUAUAUGGAGAAUGAAAACAUACGACGGGCGCUUAGUGUUAUCGAGGGAGAUUGGUGAAGGUCGGGUGUGGUUGAUGUGAUAUAAUUAAGGAUAAGUUCUUCGGAAGAUUAAAUGCUCAUUGGAGGAAACGAGAUCCUGCUGGAUUCAAUUGUGAAAUAUAUGAAGGUUUUCCAGAAUCGAUAUCUGCAAGUGGAGAUAAAGAAAAAUUAAGACGUCCGACAGCUGUUGUUCGAGAGAUGAUACGGAGGCUUCCUUCGACGGAACCAAACCAGACAGAAAGAAAAUGGACAUCGUAUUCGAAACAAUCCAAUAGAAAAAGCAAGCCACAACAAAAUCUACCAAAACCAACACAAGCUAUGCACAAUCCCACAACGAGUAUGGUCGUCUUGCUGCAUUCGUCGAUUCCAUUAACAGCAUAAUCCAGCGGGCUGAAACGGUAACAAAUGGUCCAUUACCAAAUCAAAUACAACCCCCAUUCAGUGUGCGUAACGUGAGCCAAAUGAAAGAGCUAAACUUAAUCAGUUCCAAAAACUGUCGUUCGGAGAAAAAGUCUUCCUGCUGCCAAAGGUGGAGCAAACGAAGGCGACGACGGCGGAAGUGCUUCACAUUGGCAAUUUAUUCGACCGUUCCGUUUCGUUUCUUCUAUCUGUUUCUGUUGCUACGAAUGGGAGUGGACGGUGCCAAAAGUUUCAAUCGAACCAUGGAAAAACUGCCGCAGUCUUUUGCCAUGGAGCCUCAGGAUCAAACGGCCGUCGUUGGGUCGCGCGUUACCCUACCUUGCCGGGUGGUAAACAAAUCAGGACAGCUACAGUGGACGAAGGAUGACUUUGGAUUGGGAACUCACCGGAAUCUGAGUGGAUUCGAGCGUUACUCGAUGGUGGGCAGCGACGAGGAAGGAGAUUUUUCCUUGGACAUUUUUCCGGUUAUGCUUGACGACGACGCCAAGUACCAAUGUCAGGUUGGACCGGGGAAAUUUGGAACUCCUGGGAUUAGAUCGCGCUUUGCAACUCUGAUGGUGCUGGUUCCACCUGAGCCACCGAAAAUAGUACAAGGCGAUUUUAUGGUUACGACUGAGGAUCGAGAGAUUGAGCUAGAAUGCGUUUCGAUUGGAGGAAGGCCAGCAGCAGAGAUCACGUGGAUCGAUGGCCUGGGGAACGUGCUGGUGAAAGGAAUCGAGUACAUGAAGGAGGCGUUACCGGACGCACGUCGUUUUACGGCCAAAUCAAUUUUGAAACUGACGCCCAAAAAGGAACACCAUAACACCAUCUUCACCUGUCAGGCACAAAAUACCGCUGACCGUACGUAUCGUUCAGCUAGGCUAAAGCUAGAAGUUAAAUAUGCACCGAAAGUGAGCGUCAAGAUAAUUAGCGGCGACAGGAUUGUGGAAGGCACAGACGUUCGGUUUCGCUGUCAUGCAGAUGCCAACCCACCGGAGGUAUCCUACAAGUGGUACAUAGGACACGAGAUGGUGAACGGAAACUUCUCCACGGAAUUGGUAAGAGUAAUACUGAUGUUAUAUCGAACAUUUCCAAAAAAGUUUCACAAUGCUAUUGUCGAGUGUGAGGCACGGAAGUUGGGGAAAAGUGAAGAAAGCGAAACACUCAAUGUGCACUACAGGCCUACCUUUCGCACCUUGCCGAAAUCCGUCGAGGCUGACCUAAAUAUGGUGGUGACUUUGUCCUGCGAUAUUGAUAGUAAUCCCGUGGCGGAUAUUGUUUGGAUUCACGAUGAAACCGGUCGUGCUGUAUCCUCGCUAGCCAACCUUACCAUUACGGUGACCCAUGAAACGGCCGGUCGGUAUCUGUGCAAAGCUUCUGUUCUUGGUUUCCCAGAGAUAGAAACGGAAGCGACCGUCUAUCUCAAGGGACCACCCAGUAUCAUCUCACCUCGGCAGCAGUUUGGAACGAUUACCGACACCGGUCAACUGGAGUGUGAAGCGUUUUCCAUUCCACAGGCGAAACAUAUCAUCUGGCUUGCACAAUGGUCAAAAAUUAACACUAGCCACGAAACAGGCUACAGCAUCGUAGAGAGUGUGCUGCCGGAAGGUGUCAAGUCAACGUUAAUCAUCUACAACAGCCAGCAGGAGCACUUUGGUGGCUACAAUUGCACCGUCAUAAAUGAUUACGGGAUCGACUUUGUGGAAAUUGAUUUCGUUUCGAAAGAAAAUAUUUUAUUACCAGUCAUCAUUUUCGGCUCCCUCGGUGGACUGACACUUUUAAUCAUCAUCAUCAUAGCGGCUAUGUGCUUCUGGGGUAGAAAGAACAAAAAAGAGCUUCCACCGGCGGAUGUGAUACCGAAGCAGCACAUCUCGGACAAGGACGGUAAGGAGUUGGACCGGCGAACGUCGAACGUUAGUGACCUGAAAAUAGAUCGUGAUAAUGAAUUUAUGGAAACCAGCCUCGGACCAGACGGAAUGACCACUCAGGUGAAUCUGGUACUCGGGACGAGCUCGGCAAUUGCCAAUCACACCAAAAGUCGAACGACAACCGGACAUACUGAGGGUUUCUCCGACAGCUUGUGCCAACUUCCUGGUGCAGAAGCUGGGAAGCCCAGCAAUGGAUACGUACCUUACGUGGAUUACACCCGUGACUACAGCCCACCGGCAACACAUCUGAUACAAUUUCGAACGAGCACGAGUAGCACUAAUAUCAGUAAUAGCCUAAGUAAUCAAAUCCAUGCCACUGGUAACAGCAGUGGCCCGAUGACGUUGGGUCGACAACGAAAACCCGAACUGAGACAGGAAGCGGGAUUGCCCAGCAUCCAGGGUAGUCUCACCUCGUUGCCAAAUGGAAUAAUCAAACAACCAAUUCUACAAGGACAUCUUACGAUGGAUCACCGAGCGAGUGGAUCUUAUGGGAAUCCGUUUACACGCGGAACGACAUACAGUUCAUCGAACAUUCCACCAGCAACUGCCAACCCUGCGGCCACUCCUGCGCCCCCUCCUUACAAUUUAGCCGCACGUUCGACCUUCGGUUUCAGUAGUUCCGGAGCAGGGACAGUGACCGCGUAUGGUCCAGUAUCCAGUCCUGGGACAGCCGGAGCAAGCUCUACCAGUCCAAGUUCGGUACAAUCAUGUUCAUUAUCCCUAUCUCACAGUUCGCAACAAUCUCAACAGCAGCAACCGCUACCCAACAGCAGUAGUAUUGGCAGUAACCAGCAGCAACCUGGCAGCCCAUCAGCCGGUCAAUUUAUUCUGCCCAGCACUGGAACCAUCAAACAACAAGGUGCCACCGCAACGCAUGUGUAAAUGCUUCUAUGUGGUAAACAAGUGGGAAACAUGCAAUGUUGCAAUUCUCGCCCACAGUAAAUUAUUAAUGUUAACUGGCCCGUCAAUCCAUUCACCCUACUAAAACAAUCAAUUCUUCACAUUAUUAAAACUGUGGUUCAGGGGAUUCAGCAUGAGGGUGUCCCAAUAUUGCACUUUGUCGAAAAACAUGGGGGCUUCCAAAUUGUAGAUGAAGAAAUUGCAACCAAACUUUUAUAUGGAGAUAACUCUAAGAGAUUCCGUUAAGAGGAUGCCCUGUUGAGAUUUACGAAAACAAGUUUGAAUUUCGUCAUAGCCUUGACAAAAAAUCUAGUAUCGCAUAGAUUUGUCGUAUGUAAGAUUGUUUAACAGAUUUUUUUGUGAAAAUCAUACUUCAAAUGGUUUUUACAGAUAGUUUGGAGUUAAAAUAAAAAUAAUGAGAAUCACGUCCAAAAACAUUUUUUUAUUUAUAACAAUUCAGACCUUUUUCACAAAUAUCAACGGGACAAUCUCUAUAUAUCAUAUCUCAUAAUUCCUUUCAUACAAAAGUUCAUUCGUGACAGUCCUAUCUACUAUUUGGAUGCUAAACCCUAUUUUUUUCUUAGUACAAUUUUGGGACGCCCUGUCCAGCGUAUUAAGUGUUACAAAAUUUGAAGCGCUAGAACCUACCAUUUGCUGAGUCCCUGUACCUCGUCACACUUCAUGUAGCUAUCAAAUAGAAUAUAAUUCUCAAUUGUUGAGUAACAAAUUCCAAGCUCACAUCACGAAUGGCAUAUCACGAAAUCUCUUCAACGAAGAUUCGUAAAAUUGCGUGGCCUUAUUAAAUGGUAGAACAUUUUCCACAGCAAACCAAAACCAAACACGACAAAAAAUUCCAUUGCAAUCAACGGCACCAAUCGGAGAAAGAAUAUCAAUUUGCCCCCGUUUUAAACCGAACACGAAGUGUGGGCGAACUUUUGCAAAAUUAAGUUAACCAAAUUGAAAUUAAAUCUUGAAAACAAUUUAAUUAGAGCGCACUCAUGCCGUCGUGUACUACAUCGAAGAGCCGGAAAAAAGCCACUGUUCAGGGAUCACUUGAAUGCGAAAGAUCGACAAA
Molecule: messenger RNA, 6334 nt
Organism: Aedes aegypti (yellow fever mosquito)
Lineage: Eukaryota; Metazoa; Arthropoda; Insecta; Diptera; Culicidae
Product: irregular chiasm C-roughest protein
Biological process (GO): cell-cell adhesion
Cellular component (GO): cell-cell junction
Molecular function (GO): cell adhesion molecule binding
Source: RefSeq, a predicted model, not a curated record